Eimeria necatrix is the source of this 1851-nucleotide messenger RNA. RefSeq names its product mtN3/saliva family domain-containing protein, putative. Gene Ontology annotation, molecular function: sugar transmembrane transporter activity. The coding region runs from base 1 to 1851 and encodes 616 amino acids. Gene Ontology annotation, cellular component: membrane. NCBI's taxonomy places the organism in Eukaryota, Apicomplexa, Conoidasida, Eucoccidiorida, Eimeriidae. The record is from RefSeq and is a predicted model, not a curated record. The transcript is spliced from 5 exons. Gene Ontology annotation, biological process: carbohydrate transport.
AUGGCACGCAGCAUAUUUUGUUGCAGCCACUUGCGGCUGCUGAAGCAGCUCGAGGUGUUGCUGCCGCUAUUGCUGCUUUUGGGUGCAGCGCAACAACAGCGCAUCUUUCCAGCAGUAGCAGCUGCUGCUGCUACUGCUGCUGUCCCGGGCUAUGUGUCACCCGAGGCAGGGGCAGCAACGGCAGCAGCAACAACAGCAGGAGCAGCAGCAGCAACCGCGAAUUUAGCUGCCAUUGCAGCGGCCACGGAUGGUACUGAACACUCAGCUGUCGUAUCGGAAGCGCCUGCAGACGCGGCUGCUGCGCCAGAUCUGUCUUCAGGUGCAACGGAUUCUGCUGCAGCAGCAGCAGCGGCAUCAGCGGCUGAAGCAGCAGCAACUGCAGCAGCAGCUGAACCAGCAGUAGCAGCUGAAACUACAGCACCUGCAGCACCAGUAGCAGCAGCGCCGGCGGCAGCAACACCAGAAGCACCAGCUGAGAGCCCGCUGGCUUCCUUAGGAUUGCCGUCUACUGCGGAAGCUGCAGCAGCGGCAAUGCUUGCUACAGCAGCAGGACCUUCGUCAACACUCGCGCAGCCGGCCCAAGCGCUGCAGCAGCAAGAGCAGCGAGACAUUGCUGGAGCUCUUACUGCUGCUGAUAUUGCUGAGAAGGCCGCUGCAGCUGCAGCAGCAGCUGCAGCAGCUGCAGGAACCAUAUCAACGGAGCUGCUGCAAGGCAGCGCUGGCACAGCUUCUCCGGAAGCUUCUGCUGCUGGGCCAGACCGCUUGUCAAGCGCGGCAUCGGAGCCUCUGGCUGCGGCAGCAGCAGCAGCAGCAGCAGCGGCAGCAGCAGAGGAGAGCGGAGACCAGCAGCAGGAAGGAGAGGCGCCACAGCAGUCUGAAGUGCCGCUGCCGGCUCCCCUCAGCCUCCUGCCGGCCUCUGUUGCUCAAAAAGUCAAAACUGUCAUUCGUGCUGCUGCUGUUACUGCUGCAAUGUUGAUGCAGCUGACGCCGCUGCCUACUAUUGCCAGAAUCGCCGCCUGCAACAGCACUCUAGGCCUCGAGAGCCUGCCGUUCUUCAGCCUUUUCUUUUCAGCCUGCCUUUGGCUCCUUUACGGAGUCUUGAGGGUGGACCCGGCCAUUUUGCUGCCGAAUGUUUCAGGUGUCAUUGCAGGGGGGUGGUUUGUGCUGACGUUUUGGGCAAACACGAAUCGCGGGGACAAGCAGCGGUUUUUGCUGGGGAUAUAUUUGAAGGCUGCUGCUGUUAUUAUUGCUGCGCUGGUGCUUCUGUGCAUUUGCUGCCCGCGCAGCUUUGCAGAGCUUAUUGUGGGGCUUGCUGCCUCUGCCGUGAACGUCUUGUCUUACGCUGCGCCACUGGCCUCCCUCCGUGUCGUGCUUAAGGAGAGAAGCACCGCCUCAAUGCCAGCGGAGAUGUCAGUUGGGAAUCUGCUGUGCGCGGCUCUGUGGCUCGCCUACGGAUGGAUUGCCCAAGACAUUUUUAUUGUUGUGCCAAAUUUACUAGGCUUCUGCGUGGGUGUCGCGCAAGUGGUGCUUCUCGCUGUGAUACCGCCUCCGUCACGUUUGGGCUUUUCAGCCGUUGGCUGCAGCAACAGCAACAGCAAGAACAACAGCGACAGCCGGCACUGCGCGAGCUUCUUAGGCCGGCCAUUCUCCUUUCGGGGGAAAAGAGACGACUACCAAUGGAUUGAUGGCAGCAAACCCGCAGCCAGCCCCGCACCUGCUGGCCCCACAGUGGGGCCCUCUGUUUGCGCAAUGUCGCCUUCUCUGCCAACUCAUGAGGAGCUUCUUCGGCACUGCGCCAUGGAGGCAGAUGUUGACGCGCUAUACGUGCCAGAGAAUGACUUCCUAGAGUAG